AUGUCUGCGCCCAUGGAACAGGAAGCGUCUCUGGUUUCAAAGGGAUUACUUGGAGAUUUUAUACCAGAGAAUGAAAAAGAUUUUAUCAAUUUGGCGUCCUAUGUUACUAUAAUAACAGGGGCGUUAGUUGCACUAAUAUUACAAUUCAUAAGGACCCCAUAUGGACGCUAUGGGAGCUCAAGUUGGGGUGUGCUAAUUCCUAGUCGUGUAGCAUGGUUGAUACAGGAGUUGCCAGCAUUGUUUGUCCCAGUUUCUCUUAUAUUCUGCACCGAUUCUUUGAAAAAAAGUGCUACUGCUAAUCAAGUUCUUCUGUCGGCCUUUAUAGUGCAUUAUUUCCAAAGGGCCUUGAUUUAUCCCUGUUUAAUCAAAGGAGGGAAACCCACUCCAUUUGUACCAUUCUUCCUGGCUCUUGUUUACUGCACAUUUAAUGGAUAUCUGCAGGCCAGGUUCCUUUUGCAGUAUGCAGACUACCCAAACCACUGGGUCCUAAGUCCAAACUUUAUUAUUGGUUUACUGUUGUUUGGUGUUGGAAUGUUUGUUAAUAUACACUCUGAUCAUGUUUUGAGGAAUUUACGUAAACCUGGAGAAACUGGUUACAAGAUCCCACGAGGUGGAAUGUUUGAAUAUGUUUCUGGAGCAAAUUUCUUUGGAGAAUGUUUGGAAUGGACUGGUUUUGCCAUUGCUUGCUGGUCUCUCCCAGCUUUAGCUUUUUGUAUUUUUACUUGGCUGAACACUGGGCCAAGAGCCUUUCACCAUCACCAGUAUUACCUAGAAAAGUUUGAUGACUAUCCAAAAGAGAGGAAAGCUUUGCUACCCUUUUUGAUGUGAAAUGUAUUGAACUUAUUCCUAGUGGCAUUGCUUAAUACCUGACAAAAUAAUUGUCAGUAUUAUAUGAUCUAUCAUGCACAAAUUUGUUGAUUCACACCAUCUAUUUUUUGUUUGUUUUAUAAUUAUUGUAACACUGACAAUCAUUUUUAACCACAUAAUGUUCAGCAAUUUACAUUAUUUCAUUUCAUCUAUUUUAUACAUAUAGUAAACUAAGAACGAUAGUCUCUGUACAGACUGCUGUCAAUAUUAUGGCCACAUCUUUUCAGUGCCAAAGAAAAAUUUAUAAAGAACUAGAGAUUUGUGCAUAUAUUUGUUAUUACACUGCAGAUCUGAUGAAAAAAUAAUGCACAGAAAUAAAAUUUGAAGUAUUUCCUGUAGGUCUAUUUGAUAUGGCUUUGAUCCAUAGUAGCAGUAUUACUUUGUAAUUUAGAAUUUAGUCAGUUAUUUUAAGGAAAGAGAAUUCCAAACACAACUGAUGUACAAAUACAAACAUUUUAAUAUGUUCUUAUUUACAUUUAUUAAUUCCGUUUGUUCUUUUAUUUACGUUUAUUGAUUCCGUUUUGUGUGUUUGUCUCAAAACUUACGCAAAUACACAUGAAAUUCUUUGUGAAGAAAUAUGUUGCCAUGUAGAGGUGUUAAUGUACAAUUGCCAUACAAAAUUCCAUAUCUGUUUGUGCUUUGGGCCAAUCCAGUCGCUAUUUUUUCAGGAAAUUAAUAAAAACUAGAUGCUUUAAA
Lingula anatina is the source of this 1563-nucleotide messenger RNA. RefSeq names its product 3-oxo-5-alpha-steroid 4-dehydrogenase 1-like. NCBI's taxonomy places the organism in Eukaryota, Metazoa, Brachiopoda, Lingulata, Lingulida, Lingulidae. The record is from RefSeq and is a predicted model, not a curated record. Gene Ontology annotation, molecular function: 3-oxo-5-alpha-steroid 4-dehydrogenase activity. Gene Ontology annotation, biological process: steroid biosynthetic process. Gene Ontology annotation, cellular component: membrane.